Molecule: messenger RNA, 873 nt
Organism: Acanthosepion pharaonis
Lineage: Eukaryota; Metazoa; Mollusca; Cephalopoda; Sepiida; Sepiidae
Source: the annotation of a GenBank genome assembly
AUGGAGCUUCUUUCUAAUUAUAAUCAUCGUUACAGGAUAACAUUCACAGCAACAGUUUCAUAUGCAGUCAUCAGGAAGAUCCUCAUGUCUGCCACACAGCUAAUGUUCAUAAAAGCAGAGGAAGAUGAUAAAGAAGUAUUAAAAAAAAGAAUUAAAGAAUUAGAAAAUGAAAAUGAGACAUUGAAACAGGCUCUGGAACAGCUGCAACAACUACAGGGGAAAUGCUGUGAUUGGUGUGAACUACUAAUGCCAAGUUCUGACCAGGAACGAACCACUAUCAGCAAUUGGCUUGAAGGAGUAUUAACAGCUUUAAAAUCACAAAAAGGAGAGUCAGAAUUGAUAAUUGAUGAUAAUAUACAAAAUUCUGCACAGGCAACUCCUCCUACCCCACCACCACCUACUCCACCACCACCAACACAGCAACCGCCAUCAGCAGCAGCAGCACCACCACCACAGGGUUCAGUGACCUUGCCAAAUUUUACAGUCAGCCCUACAGUAUCAAGUGCUCAGCCUAUCAUUAUCAGAGGAAGCACAAUGAUGAAGAGUUUACAUAUAGACUAUUUGAAACUUAAGCACAUCAUCCGUUCUGCAGAUGACAGACGUGGUGACAAAAUGAAAUAUCUUUUAAAUAAGCUGGUCGAUGCAAUGUUUACCCGAGAUGAAUUAGUUGCUGCCAGUGGACUAGGUAUCCGUACUCAUAAAGACAAACAUCAUACGCCACUUGACAGAAAGAAAUUAGCAGCAAUUAAAGAUUUCCUAGAAGAAUUUGCAGAUAAAAAUGGAAUUCAAACAAUGGAUCCAAGGACAUUUCGAGUGACUGUUGGAAAUAAAAUUACAAAUGCCAGAAGAAAUCUUAGGAAUGAAUUUAAGUGA